Aspergillus niger is the source of this 1125-nucleotide messenger RNA. RefSeq lists its product as uncharacterized. The record is from RefSeq and is a predicted model, not a curated record. Lineage: Eukaryota; Fungi; Ascomycota; Eurotiomycetes; Eurotiales; Aspergillaceae. Bases 1 to 1125 code for a protein of 374 amino acids. The transcript has 4 exons. Gene Ontology annotation, cellular component: endoplasmic reticulum membrane. Gene Ontology annotation, molecular function: hydrolase activity, acting on ester bonds. Gene Ontology annotation, biological process: GPI anchor biosynthetic process.
AUGGAUGCCUUUAAAGGUGUUGAACUAAUCGAUCGGUUGCCAAGCUGUUGUUCCAUUGUUGCCGUGGGUGAUGCCGCUCCGCCCCCGCCGGAGCUACAUGCCGCCCGUCUAGCGUUUGAGCUGUUAGUUUCACUCCUGAAGCUUCCCUUCUCAACUGGAUUGCCAUACAACGAACACGAAAAGCACCAUCCUCUCUUGGUGACCACCUUCCCGACUUCAAAGAAUGCGUCAAGGUACAUCAACCGGAACCUCAUAGCAUCCACAACCCGGGAGCCAAUGGCUAAGCAACGAACAGCUCUCCAUCUUCGCCUCAUGCUGUGGACAUGCCCUUCCGAAUGCGAUUAUACCUGUCAACAUGUCGUGACGGACCGCCGUGUCGCUCGUGAUCCUCCCAUGUUGAACCCAGUAUUACAAUUCCAUGGUAAAUGGCCAUUCCGCAGAAUCCUGGGGAUGCAGGAACCAUUUUCCGUUCUCUUCUCUUUGUUCAACUUUCUUGCCCACUGGCACGGAAUAGGACGCAUUCGUGAGACGGUACCAGCUUGGCACUCCCUGCGACCCUAUUAUAUUGCCUUCGGAUACUGCGGUUUGGCAUGCUGGACCUUCAGCGCCAUUUUCCACAUGAGGGACUUGUCCUUGACUGAAAAGUUGGACUACUUUGGAGCGGGGGCUAAUGUGAUGUAUGGUUUCUAUCUUGCACUCCUCCGGAUCUUCCGUCUGGACCAAGAGAAGCCUAGACAUAAACCAACUUUACGCCGUCUGUUGACCACGGUCUGUGCUUUGCUCUACACAUUGCAUGUGUGCUACCUCAGCUUCUGGUCGUGGGACUACACCUACAACAUGAUCGCAAAUAUCGUGAUAGGAAUGGCCCAGAACAUCCUGUGGGUGGCUUUCAGUAUUCACCGUUACCGCAAGUACGGCAAGGAAUGGAUGGCCUGGCCCGGAAUGAUCGUGGUCUGGAUUAUUUUGGCUAUGAGCCUCGAAUUGCUGGACUUUCCCCCUUGGCACGAGCUGAUUGAUGCGCAUAGCCUUUGGCAUCUUGGAACCGUAAUCCCAACUGCUUGGUGGUACAUGUUUCUCAUCAAGGAUGUCCAAAACGAUGUGGCGGGCGAUAGGCUGAAAGCCUGA